This is a messenger RNA of Cladocopium goreaui, 1629 nucleotides long. NCBI's taxonomy places the organism in Eukaryota, Dinophyceae, Suessiales, Symbiodiniaceae. The record is from the annotation of a GenBank genome assembly.
AUGGCUGCCAUGCCAACCGCAUGUAUUUUCAUCUUGGCCGUUGAGCUGUGCGAACGCUUGGCUUUCUACACCUUCACGGGCACUCAGGAGUUCUUCCUGGAGAAGACAGGAUAUUCGCUGGCGCAGGCGAAUGCCCUGACCACAGCCAUGAACACCCUGUGCAUGGCCUUCGCGGUUUUUGCUGGCUGGGUGGCAGAUGUUCAGCUUGGACGCUUCAUGACCAUCAUUAUCUUCGGAGUGACAUAUAGCAUUGGAGGCUUGCUGGCCACUACAGCUGCAGCACCAUCAUUCAUGAACUCUGGUCUCUAUUUGUUUGCCCUGCUGGUCUUGGUGCCCAUGGGCACCGCGGGCAUCAAGUCGAACAUCUCCAACUUUGGAGCAGAUCAAUAUGAUGUGUCGGACCCAGAGCAAGUCGCGGCGCAAGAGCAGUUCUUUCAGUGGUUCUACAUGGCCAUCAAUGUCGGCUCGGCUUUUGCAUAUGCCUUUCUCACUACUCUAGGCACCAAUGGUGGCAUGGGAAUUCCCAAGGAGUACGGCUACUUUGCCGCGUACUUUAUCGCUUCCAUGUGCAUGCUGUUCGCCGUAGUCUGCUUCUUUUGCGUCCGGGGCAGAUAUCGAACGAGUCCUUUGCAACGCACGUCAGCAAUGGCUGAUGUUUGCAAGCGCAUUUCGCAGGAGAUCCAGCAGGGGAACCGAUGGGCGCAGCUGGCGGCGCUGGGUGCAGCCCUGGCGGGCUCCGCCAUUGCUUGCUCCGUAGCUUCUGCAUUGCUGCAGAAUGAGCUGUCACAUGGCCAUGUCCUGAUCUUCUCGAUGGUGGCUUUCGCCCUCGCUUCUGUAGGUGCACUGAUGAUUAUUAUCUCCUGUGAGUGCCCAGAUUGGGUCAGUGAUAUUGAUCUGCCUGGAGUGUCUCUCAGUGCGGCAGAUACUCGUGGCUUCCUGAAACUCUUGCCAGUGAUCAUCACAGCCCAGAUGGCCUUUGGAGCGAUCUACAACUGUAUGCAAUACAGCUUCCAACAGCAGGCGUGUCAGAUGGACGUUCGCAUUCCUGGUUCAGGUGAGUCCCAGUUUGCCGGGUCCUUCUUCAUGAUCGGCGACUGCCUGGGGAUUACCAUCGCCACGCCCAUCGCAGUAGGAUGGUUCAACCCACUGCUGGAGUCGCGCCUGGGGAACUACUUCAGUCAUGAGGGGAAGUUUCUCUUCGGCAUGAUGGUGGGUGGGCUUUCCGUGGUGCUUGCAGCCUACCUUGAGCUUCUCCGUCGGUCAAUGCCUGUGAUGGAUAGGAUCUCCAACUGUGCUCCUGAUGGAGUUCACAUGUCGGAGCUGUCAGCCGUGUGGAUGUUCCUCCCCUUCCUGCUGUGUGGCAUUGGUGAGAUCUACACAAAUCCCGUGAUCAUGCAUUUGGCAUACAGUAGCAGCUCAGCGGCCACCCGCACCCUGGCGGUGGUUGCCACAUUGCUGGUGCAAGCCUUGGGCACAGCCAUCUUCGGAGUGCAGAUCACAGCCCUGAGCCAGUUCAUGCCAAAUGAUCUGAACGACGGACACAUCGAGUAUGGUUACUACAUGAGCUUGGGCAUUGGCCUUUUCUUCUAUGUAGCCUUUGUCCGUUCCAUGCGCAUCUUUCGACCCUAG